Messenger RNA from Pecten maximus, 1676 nucleotides. RefSeq names its product aldo-keto reductase family 1 member B10-like. Bases 95 to 1072 code for a protein of 325 amino acids. The record is from RefSeq and is a predicted model, not a curated record. The transcript is spliced from 10 exons. Gene Ontology annotation, molecular function: aldose reductase (NADPH) activity. Gene Ontology annotation, cellular component: cytosol. Lineage: Eukaryota; Metazoa; Mollusca; Bivalvia; Pectinida; Pectinidae.
UCGGUCUACAUAUUCACAUAUUCCUACUGUCCGUAUUUAAGGUCACGAACCUACAGCCAAUCUUCACUUCUUCAAACUUAACUUACAAAGCAAGAUGUCGAUUUCAACCAUGCGUGUUACUUUGAACAAUGGCAAGACGAUGCCGCUUUUUGGACUUGGGACUUGGCAGAGUUCGUCGGAAGAAGUUAAGACUGCCGUUCGGACAGCUCUGGACGCUGGGUACCGUCUCAUUGAUACGGCAUACAACUAUCUGAACGAGGAAGCAAUAGGCGAGGCCCUAGACGAGUACUUCAAGGCCGGCAAACUGAAGAGGGAAGACAUUUUCGUCUGUACGAAGCUUGCCACUAUUUACACGAGGCCUGGCGAUGUCGCGUUAUCUAUGUCGCAGAGUCUAAAGAAACUGAAGCUCACCUAUGUUGAUCUGUUCCUGAUACAUAGCCCUAUGACAUGUCGGGUUCCUGAGGAUCCCAAUAAUGUGUUUCCAGUAAAAGAUGGAAAACUUGAUGCUGAAGAGAGAGUGGACUUUGAAGGUGUCUGGAAAGAAAUGGAAAAACUCGUCGACCAGGGAAAAACCAAAAGUAUUGGCAUAUCAAACUUCAACGCCGCACAGUUAGAGAGGGUCAGGAAAGUCGCGCGUGUUAUGCCAGUAACGAAUCAGGUGGAGUGCCACGCCUACUUUCAACAGACAAAACUUGAGGAAUACAUGAAGAAAUAUAACAUGCAAAUAAUGGCUUACAGUCCUAUUGGAUCUCCCGGAGGACAAACUUCACGAUUCGUUACCGAUAAGUCUGACACCCAAGUGUUGUUGAACGAUCCUGUGAUUGGGAAACUUGCCACGAAGUACAAUAAAACCCCAGCUCAGAUCCUUCUCCGGAAUUUACUCCAAAGGAAUAUUAUAGUGAUCCCAAAGAGCGUUACACCAAGUAGGAUUCAACAAAACGGAAAUGUCUUCGACUUUAAAUUGUCGCCUGAGGACAUGACGACUAUUGCAGGAAUCGACAAAGCAGUUCGAAUGUUUAAGGCGGAAAUAACGGCACAUCUCUACGACUAUCCAUUCAAUGCUGAUGUUUAGAGACUGCGUUCACACUUUAAAUACGGAUCAGAGCACAUUAAUUAGAUAAGGAAAUUCGUCAGUUAAACACGAUUUUGAUGUACUGUCUUGUAUAAAAGUAUAUUGUAUAAAGAAAGUCUAAUAAUAAAACAGGCGUGAUAAGUAAAGGUCGAAUUUCGUUAUGAAUAUUUCUUUUACAAUGUAUCUACUCUAUAGGUAGUGUGACACCUGGAAUGUUUUAGUGAUACACAUGUACCUAUAAGGAGAUACAGUAUUCCAUGUUACGAUGGGAUCUGGACAGAAAAAAAUUGGCGUGUACUCGCUUAUCUCCCUAGAGCGCUGACGAAAGAAUACUAUAUACAGCACAAUUGGUAUAAGAGUAUUAUUUACUAUAUUACUACCUUAAUAUUUCGCUGGAUUCAGGUGAAGCAAGCAACCAAGAUAAUCCUUACUUACAUAGCUGUUGUGUAUGUAGGUUGUAUGGGUGUUACGAGAUCACAUAAUUGUACAGUCUAGGGGAGAUAAUCCAACUCUAUUCUAUAUGCGAGCUAUUCCCCUUUGUUGUAAUUCUUUUCGUUUGUGAGAUACAUUUUGAUUAUUCUUUAUAAAGACUUGGAACAGAAAA